Messenger RNA from Humulus lupulus (European hop), 1784 nucleotides. Its product is annotated as L-ascorbate oxidase homolog. Lineage: Eukaryota; Viridiplantae; Streptophyta; Magnoliopsida; Rosales; Cannabaceae. The record is from RefSeq and is a predicted model, not a curated record. The transcript is spliced from 2 exons. Bases 44 to 1504 code for a protein of 486 amino acids. Gene Ontology annotation, molecular function: copper ion binding; oxidoreductase activity.
AUAAAUUUGGUAAAAGGAAUUAGACGUGAUGUGAUGAUAUGUUAUGUUAUGCAUGCAAAUAAUGUUAAUGAUCAUGUUGUUUAGGAUGGGAGUCCAGCACAGGAAGAACUCAUGGCAAGAUGGAGUACCAGGAACCAACUGCCCUAUUCUCCCAGGCCAAAACUACACCUAUCGUUUCCAAGUAAAGGAUCAAAUAGGCAGCUACUUCUACUAUCCCACCACAGCCAUGCACAGAGCAGCAGGAGGCUUCGGCGGCCUUCGUGUCAACAGCCGCCUCCUCAUUCCCGUCCCCUACGCCGAUCCAGAGGACGACUACACCGUCCUCAUCGGCGACUGGUACACCAAGAGCCACUCCACUCUCAAGUCCUUCUUAGACGCUGGACGCUCUCUCGCCAGACCAGAUGGUGUGCUCAUCAAUGGAAAAUCUCUCGACAAGAAGGGCAGGGGCAAGCCUCUCUUCACCAUGAAGCCUGGAAAGACCUACAAGUACAGAAUAUGCAACGUGGGACUCAAGACCUCACUCAACUUCAGAAUCCAAAACCACCUCAUGAAGCUUGUUGAGAUGGAGGGCUCUCACACCGUCCAAAACGUCUACGAGUCCCUCGACGUGCAUGUGGGGCAGUGCUUUUCGGUGCUCGUCACUGCUGACAAAGAGCCAAAGGCGUACUACAUGGUGGCUUCCACAAGAUUCACCAAGAAAGUGCUGACGGGAAAAGCCAUCGUCAGUUACACCAACGCCAAGCGUGGCCCUCCUUCGGCUGACAUCCCAGCAGCCCCGGUUGGAAACUGGGCAUGGUCACUCAACCAGUUCCGUUCCUUUAGGUGGAACCUCACAGCUAGUGCAGCCAGGCCGAACCCUCAGGGCUCUUACCACUACGGAAAGAUCAACAUCACCCGCACCAUCAAGCUUGUCAACUCUGCCAGCAGGGUUAACGGCAAGCUUCGUUACACUAUCAAUGGAGUCUCCCAUGUUGAUACAGCCACACCAUUGAAGCUGGCUGAGUACUUCAGGGUAGCCGACAAGGUCUUCAAAUACGACAGUAUCAAAGACGAGCCACCAGCUGAAGGCACCCCACAGAAAGUGACUCUGGCUCCUAAUGUUGUCAACCAACCUUUCCGCAACUUUGUCGAGAUCAUCUUUGAAAAUCAUGAGAAGAGCUUGCAGUCAUGGCAUUUGGCUGGAUACUCCUUCUUCGCGGCUGCCAUAGGGCCAGGGAAGUGGAGCCCAGAGCAAAGGAAAAACUACAAUCUUCUUGAUGCAGUAAGCAGGCACACCAUUCAGGUGUUCCCCAAGUCAUAUGCUGCAAUUUUGCUGACAUUUGACAAUGCUGGGAUGUGGAAUUUGAGAUCAGAGUUGACAGAGAAUCGGUACCUGGGGCAGCAGCUCUACAUAAGCGUGUUGUCACCGGCACGGUCACUCAGGGACGAGUACAACAUCCCAGAUAAUGCCUUGCUCUGCGGCAUCGUUAAGAAACUUCCAUUCCCACCUCCAUACACCAUCUAAACUCAUCAUCCAGGCCAAUUCGUUUCAGUCAGUCAGUGUUACAAGACACAAAGCUAUGUAAGAGUUCAGGAUCAUACCAACCAACAACGAAAGAGGAAAGAAAAAAAAUUGUUAGGAUGGAGCAACCUUUUUCCCUACUACAGUAUGUAAUGUCACCCACUAUAUGAUUAAUAAAAGUAUAGAAUCACCAUACUGACUUCUUUUGCAAACAAGGGAAGAAAAGAGAAUGGAGAAAUUCAUUUUGAUUCUUUAUUUGAGAUUUUGCAGCAAACUAAUCUUC